Molecule: messenger RNA, 1674 nt
Organism: Condylura cristata (star-nosed mole)
Lineage: Eukaryota; Metazoa; Chordata; Mammalia; Eulipotyphla; Talpidae
Gene: DCTN2
Product: dynactin 2 (p50)
Exons: 16
Coding region: 123-1349 (408 amino acids)
Biological process (GO): mitotic spindle organization
Cellular component (GO): dynactin complex; centrosome; cytoplasm
Source: RefSeq, a predicted model, not a curated record
UUCUCGCGCCUCCGCCUCCUCCGCCGCCGCCUCAGCCCGAGACCGACUCAGCCUCUCCCCUAUCCGAACACCGGCCGCGGCCCCACCGAGGCCCCGGUGCCCCGCCCCGCCUCGCCGCCGCCAUGGCGGACCCCAAAUACGCCGACCUUCCCGGCAUUGCCAGGAACGAGCCAGAUGUCUAUGAAACCAGCGACCUACCUGAGGAUGACCAAGCGGAGUUUGAUGCGUUUGCACAAGAGCUGGAGGAGCUGACGAGCGCCAGCGUGGAGCACAUCAUUGUCAACCCCACCGCCGCCUAUGACAAGUUCAAGGACAAGAGAGUGGGGACAAAGGGGCUUGAUUUCUCAGAUCGAAUUGGGAAAGCCAAGAGAACAGGAUACGAGUCUGGAGAAUACGAGAUGCUUGGAGAGGGCCUGGGAGCAAAGGAGACACCCCAGCAGAAGUACCAGCGACUGCUGCAUGAGGUCCAGGAGCUGACCGCUGAGGUGGAGAAAAUCAAGACGACGGUGAAGGAGUCGGCCAGCGAGGAAAAGCUGACGCCCGUGGUGCUGGCCAAACAGCUGGCAGCCCUGCGGCAGCAGCUGGCUGCGUCCCACCUAGAGAAGCUGCUGGGACCCGACGCGGCCAUCAACCUUACUGACCCUGACGGCGCGCUGGCUAAGCGCCUGCUGCUGCAGCUGGAAGCCACAAAGAACAGCAAGGGGGUUGGCCUCGGGGGCAAGGCCGCCAGUGGGAGCCCGCUGGACAGCAGCCUGGUCACCUACGAGCUGCACUCUCGACCUGAGCAGGACAGGUUCUCGCAAGCUGCCAAGGUGGCAGAACUGGAAAAGCGCCUGACAGAGCUGGAAGCUACUGUACGCUGCGACCAGGACGCGCAGAACCCUCUUUCUGCAGGUCUGCAGGGUGCGUGUCUUAUGGAGACCGUAGAGCUGUUGCAGGCGAAGGUGAGCGCCCUGGACCUCGCAGUUUUGGACCAGGUGGAGGCCCGGCUACAGAGUGUGCUGGGGAAGGUGAAUGAGAUCGCCAAGCACAAAGCCUCCGUGGAAGAUGCAGACACACAGGGCAAGGUCCACCAGCUGUAUGAAGCUGUGCAGCGCUGGAGCCCCGUCGCCUCCACCCUCCCUGAGCUGGUACAGAGGCUCGUUACCAUCAAGCAGCUGCACGAGCAAGCCAUGCAGUUCGGGCAGCUUCUGACGCACUUGGACACCACACAGCAGAUGAUCGCGGGCUCCCUCAAGGACAACGCUGCACUCUUAACCCAGGUGCAGACCACCAUGCGCGAGAACCUGUCCACAGUCGAGGGGAACUUCGCCAGCAUUGACGAGCGGAUGAAGAAGCUGGGAAAGUGAGCGCCUCUGGGAGACGGAGAGAGGGUCCCCCCAACCCUCUGAGCUCUAACAGCUGCGUAGUUUCCCCGUAAUCAUAGCACUCAUGCCCCCCGUCCCCUUCGACACUGGCGGGGCGGGGGCUCUUCUUGCAUGUGGGGCUCACGCCCCUCCUCUGGUGAGCAGAGUGGUAGUGGGGGACGCUAGGUGGUCUCUCCUCCGGCCCCGUGCUGGCUGCGUCCAGGCUGCUUUGCUGGUGUGGGGGUGCGCGGGUCCUUCGGCACAGCUGCCGUGCCGACUGUAACGCCGUCCGGCUGUUUCUGACCAUUAAAUACCGUUGUGCUCCGCG